Messenger RNA from Schistocerca piceifrons (Central American locust), 1104 nucleotides. RefSeq names its product brachyurin-like. Bases 1 to 1104 code for a protein of 367 amino acids. Gene Ontology annotation, molecular function: serine-type endopeptidase activity. Gene Ontology annotation, biological process: proteolysis. NCBI's taxonomy places the organism in Eukaryota, Metazoa, Arthropoda, Insecta, Orthoptera, Acrididae. The transcript is spliced from 8 exons. The record is from RefSeq and is a predicted model, not a curated record.
AUGGAGGUUGAAACGCUUGUCUCCCCGCCGACAACUCCAGAUCUCUCUCACCACGACGCAAUUCCCAUGGACAUUGGACAGACCCACGGCACAGGAGCAUGGGCCGACGACAUUGAGGAAGAUACGCCCCCUCCUCCGGAUGAAUUGCCUCCUCCGGACAAGGCGCUGCCACAGAAUGCGACGCCACUGCUCAGUGUUACACCUAUGGUGAAGACAUUGCCACUAGUGCCUUUAAAUAAGAAUAAACUGAACACGGCCCUGGAGAUCGAAGACAUCCUCACCUGCCAACUUAAUAAACUAGAAUUUAGCAUCCACGAAAGACUGGAAAAACGAGGAGGAGCCACAAUCUGGAUAAACACUGCUGGACACCCGGAGCCUGAGGACGCUGGUGGUCGCAUCGUGGGCGGCAGUGCGGCCUCGCAGGGGCAGUUCCCGCACCAGGCCGCCGUCUCCAUGGACAGCUCCUACCUGUGCGGCGGCUCGCUCAUCUCCACCUCUGCUGUCCUCACCGCGGCGCACUGCGUCUCUGGGUUCAGCACGUGGGCGGUGAGCCUGGGAGGCAUCCGCCGCAGCGGCAGCGAGUCUGGCCGCGUGACCAUCAACACCAGGUCGACGACGGUGCACUCCGGCUACAACGUCAACACGCUCAACAACGACAUCGCCGUCAUCUUCCUGGGCACCAACGUGCAGCUCAGCAGUUACAUCGCUCUGGUGAACCUGCCUUCUCGCUCACAGGCGGGCAACAGCUACGAGGGCCAGUCUGCUACUGUCAGCGGUUGGGGUCUGACUGCCGAUAACGGCAACACGGCCAGCACGCUGCAGUACACGACGCUGAGCGUCAUCUCCAACUCGCUCUGCCAGCAGUACUACGGAGGCGUCAUCGUCUCCUCAACACUCUGCGCCACCGGCUCCAACCGACAGAGCACCUGCAACGGUGACAGCGGCGGCCCCAUGGUGAUCGGCUCGACGGGCAGCUUCACCCUGAUCGGCGUCGUCAGCUUCGUGUCGGACGCCGGUUGCUCGAGCGGCGACCCGUCCGGCUAUGCCAGGGUCACCUCCUUCCUCGACUGGAUCUCCAGCACCGCCGGCAUCAGCAUCUCGUAA